Molecule: messenger RNA, 820 nt
Organism: Halichondria panicea
Lineage: Eukaryota; Metazoa; Porifera; Demospongiae; Suberitida; Halichondriidae
Exons: 5
Coding region: 131-433 (100 amino acids)
Source: RefSeq, a predicted model, not a curated record
UCCUAUGACAAUAAUGAGGCUGCAGUGGGUGUUGUGAGUGUGCCUGUAUAUACCCUCUGACUUCAGAGACCUCUCUCUCAAUCACUGUUCCCUGGGGGCGCUCUCUACGGAGUCCUUGUCUGACCUAGGAAUGUUGUCCAAGUACCAACUGAGUGUUGAGCAAGUGGACAGGUUCUGGAGAGACGGUUACUUGUCCAAUGUCCGUGUGCUGAGUGAGGAACAAUGUGAACAGAUACUAGCAGAGUAUGAACCUUUCAUGGACCCUGGCCAGCUACACCCUACCCUGGACACGAAUUGUUCUAUGAGUUCCAUCACAACCAGAGUGGGUCACCUGACAAUGUCCUCUUGCACGCCCUCGGCCAGUGGAGGAUCUCUCCAGCCUUCCAUGACCUUUGCUUUCUACCCUCUAUUGCAAUCCCAGCCUCACAGCUGAUCCAUGAAUCUAAAAAACCAACUUCUAUUUGACUGUGGCAUGACCAGUUGUUUGCCAAGCCUCCUCGUCAUGGAGGAGUGGUCGCUUGGCAUCAAGACUAUUCCUAUUGAACACGGACCAAGCCAAUAUGUCACAUGACUGUUCACAUUGCACUGGACGAUCAGACAGUGGAGUCAGGUGGACUACACUUUGUACCCUGCUCACACCGUUGGCAAAGGAACGGAAUGCCCCUACCUAUCACAGACCCUAAGUUUGAAGAUAUGGAGUCUAUUUUCUCUGUGCUGAAUGAUAGUGAGAGAGAGGGUUUCAAACCAGUGCCCUCGGGACUCAAGCGAGGGGAGGCCAGCUUCCAUUACCCACUCACUGUACACGGUACUUUUGCCAACA